Messenger RNA from Mycosarcoma maydis (corn smut), 693 nucleotides. RefSeq lists its product as uncharacterized. Bases 1 to 693 code for a protein of 230 amino acids. The record is from RefSeq and is a predicted model, not a curated record. The transcript has 6 exons. NCBI's taxonomy places the organism in Eukaryota, Fungi, Basidiomycota, Ustilaginomycetes, Ustilaginales.
AUGCAAGUUCUCCAAGCUCUUUCGCUUUCAAUCCUGCUUGGUGUGGCGCACGCUGGACCUGCCGUUCAACGUCGCGAGAGCGCCAGGAAAACCUGCUUGGGCGAAGCCCUAGCACGCGCAAAGCCGCUCGCCGAUGCUGAAAGCUACUAUGUGACGAUCUGCUUCAUCGGUCGCAGCACAAUCGACCUCAACGAUAGCUCGAUGGAAAGAUGGGAGCCUUGGUACAAGCACCUGUCUACAGUGACAUGUGAGGGAGCUAAGGCUGAUUGCUUUGCCCUUGGCUCGAAUAAUAUUUGGAUCGGAUCGGCUCCUCCUGGCCCCGAUAACAUUACUAUCGCCUACAACGUUCCCGGCAAGUGCACCUACAGCUACGUUGUCUGGCAUGAGGUGGCCUGUAAGUUGCUCGCUCCAACUUCACUGUGUUCCUCCCAAUGUGUUAUCGCGCUGCUGUGCGUUUUGAGGACUCAUGUCGAUCGCGGUUUCCAAAGCAGGCAGCCGAUCCGAGAUAGAGUCGCGAGUUUGUUGCUUGCGUCUGUGGGAGGCGGUCCCAGCUCAGCGUCACAUAGCGGUGAUGUUGAGAACCGAUCGGAUCGCGGUUACGCCGGAGAGAUCCGAGAGCUUGGGGAGAAUCCCUUGGGACAGAAGGUAGGAAGCGAAGAGCACAACCGACACAUGGACAACGAAGCCAUGUGA